Messenger RNA from Nymphaea colorata (pocket water lily), 1840 nucleotides. Its product is annotated as cytochrome P450 86B1-like. The coding region runs from base 29 to 1618 and encodes 529 amino acids. The transcript is spliced from 2 exons. Gene Ontology annotation, molecular function: heme binding; iron ion binding; oxidoreductase activity, acting on paired donors, with incorporation or reduction of molecular oxygen. NCBI's taxonomy places the organism in Eukaryota, Viridiplantae, Streptophyta, Magnoliopsida, Nymphaeales, Nymphaeaceae. The record is from RefSeq and is a predicted model, not a curated record.
GCAUCUGCUCACAAACUGCUUGCUGGCAAUGGGAGAAGCUCCAUGGAUGGAAGUCUCAAUGGAGGCCCUGAAGAGUAUAGCUCUGUCAGACAUUGCCAUCUCUCUGGUUGGCCUCUUUAUUUUUAGCACUGUCAAGAACAGGCUGACGUCCAAGGGCGUCAUGCACUGGCCUGUGCUGGGUAGCUACCCUGCCCUCAUCCUUCACUUGCAUGAAGUGUUUGAAUACGUCACUAGGGUCCUCGUUCAAGCCGGUGGAACCUUCCCCUACACUGGCAUAUGGAAGACUGGUGCAUUCGGUCUUGUCACUGCCGACACUGCCAACGUAGAAUACAUGCUGAAGACCAACUUCAAGAACUACCCCAAGGGGAAGUACUACAGGGAGAGGUUCUCCGAGCUGCUCGGCGACGGCAUCUUUAACGCCGACGACGAGAUGUGGAAGGUGCAGAGGAGGGCGGCGAGCGGAGAGAUGCAUUCGGCGAGGUUCGUGGAGUACUCGGCCAAGACAAUCGAGGAACUGACGCACAAGAAGCUCAUCAAGUUGGCGGAGAAGCUCAGCAGGGACGGCCGGAGCGUGGACCUGCAGGACGUGUUCCUGCGCUUCACGUUUGAUAACAUAUGCAUCGCCGCGUUAGGCGUCGACACCAGAUGCCUUGCCGUCGACCUCCCUGAGGUUCCUUUUGCUCGUGCCUUCGAGCGCGCCACUGAGAACACCUCUUUCAGGUUCACAGUUCCGCCCCUUGUUUGGAAGGCAAUGAGGUAUUUUCAGAUCGGCUCAGAGAAGCAGCUCGCAGAAGCAGUUAAGGAAGUCCACGAAUUCGCGGAGAAGACGGUGUUGGCGCGACGAAUCGAGUCGAAGAAACUCGGCGGUCUAAGCCACCGCUCUGACCUCCUAUCAGUUCUCAUGGAGGUCCAUAAUCCUCUCUAUACAGACAAAUUCUUGAAAGAUUUCUGUAUAAGCUUCAUUCUAGCCGGCCGUGACACCAGUUCCGUCGCAUUGGCAUGGUUCUUUUGGCUCCUCCACAAAAACCCAAACGUAGAAACGAGGAUUCUUGAUGAGAUACACAGUGUUCUAAAGCAAAGAGAUGAACUCAAUCUCGGCCAGAUGGGCACCAAUGACAAUAUAGUUUUCACACCAAAUGAACUGAAGAGGAUGGAGUACUUGCAUGCCGCACUGUCAGAGUCUCUGAGACUGUAUCCUUCUGUUCCCAUAGAAUUCAAGGAGGCACUGGCAGAUGAUGUGUUCCCAGACGGUAACAGAAUAAAGAAAAGUGCAAGGAUUUUCUAUUCCAUAUACUCAAUGGGCAGGAUGGAAUCAAUAUGGGGAAAGGAUUGUGGGGAGUUCAAACCGGAGAGAUGGAUCAAAGAAGGGCAGUUCGUGAGUGAAAGCCAGUUCAAGUAUGCUGUGUUCAACGCAGGCCCAAGACUGUGCUUGGGGAAGAAAUUUGCAUACAACCAGAUGAAAAUGGUGGCUGCUUCCCUUCUGUUGAGGUACUCUGUUUGCGUCGUCAAGGACCAUCCGGUGAAGCCCAAAUUGACUACCACUCUUUACAUGAAGAAUGGACUCCAAGUACUGUUCAAGCCAAGGCCCUCCUUCCGGCAGCUCAUGCCGGCAUCAUAAUCCAGUUACUGAUGACGUAAAAACUCAACAUGAAAAGCAUGCCUGAUUGCUAAGUUGUGGAAUCAUGUAUCCGAACUUCUUGUUGCUGCUUCUCUUAUUUGUUAAAUAAAAGGAAGACAACACAAGAAAUAAAUCUGAACGUGGUUGAUUUGUUAAAACCUAUGUCCACGGUCUCUGUAAACUCUUUCUUAUCGUUUGAGAGAUCAGUUACAUGUUUCAUUA